UUUAGAGGGUUGUUGCAAACGGCGCCAACGACCGGAUGCCCCCAGCUCAUCCACGGAGGAGCGCCCUUUGAAGAGAUCACGACGGACUUCUCGCCGCCGCGGAGAAGAGACGACCGAUUCGAUAUUAUACUGCACUAGAAAGGGACGCGGCUGCGGCAAUACUUUGAGUAGGACUGGAGCAUGGAGAGUCUUCUUGCGAGGAAGAAAUCUUCCUCAACUCUCAGUCGCAAGCGAUCAGCAUCUGGUUCUGCUAGCUUGGCAACGCCUGGCGACCAGAGGCCGAGAGAAAAGAAGACUGCUCCAUAUCGUAACCCGCGAUACAAAAACGUACUUGGAACCAAAGGAAGCUUCAUGGUCAAAGUCCUCCCAAGAGAGGCAAGCAAAACCGUCACACAGACUUUGCCACACAUUUAUCUGUUUUGCGAUGACAUCUUAGAGUCCACCUGUCGCAAGGUUGCAGACAGAAACGAAGUUGGCGUUAUUCGAGAUCUAAGUCUACUGGUCGUCCCCUCUUCAGAGCUCACUGCUACCCACGGCGCCACGGAGCUCGAUUACUUGAUCGAAAGCAUGAACGAAGGGUGGAACCACUUUCGAAGCCUCUUCCACGCUCGACACACUUUCUAGAUGGCUCGAAGCUCCCCGUCUAGAGGCUGCUCCUCAUCGUUGCCGAUACUCAAGCACGUCGAUGUCCCACCUCAUCCCGUUUCGCAGUCGAUAUUGACUCAUUACUAUAUUUUCUCUCCAAACACAAGCCUGUCUAAAGGCUGAUCAUGCGUCCGGGGUUGAAGAUUCGUGCCGCAGUCUCCUGAACAGCCUCGAAGGUCAUGAAAUUGCAACUUUCACUCUCCAGAUGCGAAGUUACGGCUGCUAAAGUGCUGAACUCCCUACGACAGCCGGGUUUCGGGCAGUGAUAGAGG
Colletotrichum phormii is the source of this 917-nucleotide messenger RNA. RefSeq lists its product as uncharacterized. The transcript has a single exon. The record is from RefSeq and is a predicted model, not a curated record. NCBI's taxonomy places the organism in Eukaryota, Fungi, Ascomycota, Sordariomycetes, Glomerellales, Glomerellaceae. Bases 181 to 624 code for a protein of 147 amino acids.